Messenger RNA from Talaromyces atroroseus, 2043 nucleotides. RefSeq lists its product as hypothetical. Lineage: Eukaryota; Fungi; Ascomycota; Eurotiomycetes; Eurotiales; Trichocomaceae. The coding region runs from base 1 to 2043 and encodes 680 amino acids. The record is from RefSeq and is a predicted model, not a curated record. The transcript is spliced from 2 exons.
AUGAGCCACGCAUCUCGAUUCCGCUCGAACUCCCCCGGGAGCAGGCGGCUCGUUGAUCCUAUGCGUGCAUCGACGGGAACUGUUUCUGGCGAUCUGUAUAGUUCUCCGACGAGCUACCAUGCCUUUGACGGUUAUCUGUCUCCGAAAACCACGGAAAGGCGAGGUGGUUUCUUCAGCGUCGAUAAUGGAGAUCGCCUCGAAGCUCUUCCUAUAUCGACCACGACUUACCGAGACGCUAAUCACUCUACGAAAAUGAAGACCGCCUACGCCAUCCGUCCGAGAAGCCAUACGGCUAGCGACUCUAGCCGGCGCCAACUAAGUUUGAAUAUUCCCCCAUCAUCAACAUCAACAUCAUCGGCCAGCCGACAGGGGCCCGUCGUGAUGUCUGCGUACGAUAGACCAACGAGCCCCUUGCCGCCACGUACAUCAUAUACUCGCGACGAGCCAGAACGCUAUGUCUCGCCAGCCACCUCGGCUAGCCGAUCACAUAAACGCAUGCACAGCACGGACUAUACAAGUGACAGCGGCUAUGGGCCACCGGUUGAGAGACAUAAAGCUCAUGACCACCGCUACCGUAUCUACCGACCAGCAGGGGUGUCACGCUACCAUGCCUAUGGGGAUCCCAGACAGUGGGACGAUUCUAGGUAUUACGAUGCUUAUUCAUAUACAAAUGCUCGAGAAACAUUUGAGAAGGAAUCAGCAGCAAGAAGCUCUCAACGGAAUCGCAGCCGAGUAGGACGCCCUGCAAGUAUGGUGGUCACUGAUAAUGCUCUAAGUCGGCCUAUGUAUGAGAAGGAUCCUAGAAGAUUACCACCACAGCGAGGAAUCGACCGUCAUCCUGACGAGGAGAGGCUACGCAUCACCAGCGGUCGAACCUAUACAGAUAACGAAUCUCACUGGGAUCAACAGAGACAUCCACGUCAGCAGCGUCCUUUGUUACAUCAAGAUCGAGAGGACGGCUAUCUCUCAGUCACAGAUGACCAGAAGCAUUCCAGCCGUCAUCGUCAUCGCUCUCGUCCACGCUCUCGUAAGCAUGCAGAGGACUUUCUCGCACCCGUGCUCAGUGGACUAGCUACUCUUGGUUUGGCAAGCGGCUACUCGGAUGACGGUAGGGACACUGACCGUGCCAGCCGAUCAGGCAGAAACCGUUCUCGAGACGUUGAGCACAGCGAUCAUGAUCGUGAUUACUACAGGCUGCGAGAGAGGGAGAAAGCCGUAUCUGGAGAUGAGAGGAAUACCCACCGACAUCGGCGCCAUCAUAGGGACCGGUCUCAGCGGCAUGAAUCCUCUUCAGACUCGCCUAGUUCUGGAGAACACUCGCGGCUGCAGCGACGUGGAAAGUCAUCAUCACGAAGGCACUACGACUCGAGCGGUUCCGAUAAUGGGCGUGAUCGGCGCAGAAAAGAAGAUGAUAACAAGCUCUUGACUGCACGUAAAGACGAUAUCUCUGAGGUAUCUGGAAAACGUUCAGUAGAUACUGAGAGCGAAGAACGUCCUCGAAAGCCGGUGGCUGUCGAACCCCCGGCGGUGAAGGAGCCAGAAGCACCACCAAAAGGAAUCCUCAAGGCUCCUCGAGAGAAGUUCCCUGAAGAUACGAACCAUAUUCGAGAGGGGGUUGCACCGCUCAAGGAUGCACAGAAGAAAGGCAUCCCUCCAGGAGCUAGGUGGACAAAGAUUGACCGAAGACUUGUCAAUCCGGCUGCACUAGAAAUGUUUCACGAGCGAUUUGAGGAGCGGGCGGAAUAUGUGAUUGUUCUCCGGGUUUUGACAAAGGAGGAGAUCCAAGCAUUUGCAGUCAAGACGCAAGAAAUUCGGGAUGCACGCGCCAAAGCUGCGCAGGAGGAGCGUCGCAGGCUCCGAGAGGAACGACGUCGCAACGGGCAAGUUGACAGCUUGUCUAGCGACGAUGAAGAGGAUGACGAUGAUGGAGACGAGAGAGAGCCAUUGGCCAUCGAAGCAGCGCCGGCGAGAGAUGAAUUUCCAGUGAUGCGAGGCAAGGACCGUGUCGGCAAUGAGACAGUAUCUGAGGCAGUGAAGAGUUAA